AGCUUGAAGUGUACGAGUAACAAACCACUCCUAAAUUAAUCGCAGUUACUAACACAAGAAUUAUCUCCUUUUGGGGAGAUUAAAUAGUAUGUUCGACAUAGUUUGAACUGGAUUAAUAGCUCUAUAUUUAGCCGUUCACACGUCGAUUUAGCUUACUUUUCUCCUCAUCGCGUGUGGAUUUUAAAGUGGACUUCUGGUGAAUGCGGAUAAAAGAUCAGUUUAGAAUACACGCAACUUGAUCAACUGUCAAAAAAUGUCGUUGAAAGGUUCAGCUCUGACUGCGUGUCAAACUGAAACUUUAGGCGGACCCGUAUGACUAAAAUCCACUCUGAUGGAAACAAGUUACAAAGUGAAUCAUUUCUGUUGUCCUUCGUCCAACACAUCCUGGCUAAAACAAUGCCAUUCCCUUUUGGGAAGUCUCAGAAGAGCCCUGCAGAGAUUGUGAAGAGUCUGAAGGAGAAUGUGGCAUACUUGGAGAAGCUGGAGUCAUCUGAAAGCAAGAAAUGGGAAAAGGUUGCAGAGGAAGUAUCAAAAAAUCUUGCGUCGUUGAAAGAGGUGCUGUGUGGCACUGGAGACAAGGAGCCUCAGACUGAGGCAGUGGCUCAACUGGCUCAGGAGCUCUACAACACCAACCUCCUCAUUUCCCUCAUAGCAAACCUACAGAGGAUUGAUUUUGAGGGAAAGAAGGAUGUGGUGCAUCUGUUUAGCAACAUUGUGCGUCGCCAGAUUGGCGCUCGCACCCCAACUGUGGAGUACAUCUCUUCCCACUCACAGAUCCUCUUUAUGCUGCUGAAGGGCUAUGAAACCCCAGAAGUGGCCCUUAACUGUGGCUUGAUGUUGAGGGAAUGUCUGCGUCAUGAACCUCUGGCCCGAAUCGUUCUGUUCUCUGAGGAGUUCUACUGCUUCUUUCGCUAUGUGGAGCUAUCUACAUUUGACAUUGCCUCUGAUGCUUUCGCCUCUUUUAAGGAUCUGCUGACAAGACACAAGAUCAUGUGUGCAGAUUUCUUGGAGUCAAAUUACGACAGACUGUUCACAGAGUAUGAAAGGCUGCUGCAUUCGGACAAUUAUGUCACCAAGCGCCAGUCUCUGAAGCUCUUAGGAGAACUAUUACUGGACAGACACAACUUCACAGUCAUGACCAAAUACAUCAGUCGAGCUGAGAACCUAAAGCUGAUGAUGAACAUGUUGAGAGACAACAGCCGUAACAUCCAAUUUGAAGCCUUCCAUGUCUUUAAGGUGUUUGUGGCUAACCCCAGUAAGACCCAGCCGGUGCUGGACAUCCUCCUCAAGAAUCAGUCCAAGCUGGUGGAAUUCCUGAACCACUUUCAAAUGGACCGUUCUGAAGACGAGCAGUUCUGUGAUGAGAAGAACUAUCUCAUUAAGCAGAUACGGGACCUCAAACGGCCUGCACCUGCAGAGGAGUCCUAAUGGGAAAACGUGGAGUGUAGAACCAGGGAGCUUGGCUAGUGAAGUAGUUUGAUUUAUGUGGGUGAGAAUUGGAUGGUAGGGAAAAAAGUCUAAGAAAAAAAGGCUGGCAUCACUCGGAAUAAAUCUCUUUACAUCCAACUUCUGAAACGGGUAGAGAAAUGCUGUCAGGAUGUGCAAACACCUGUCUGUCCCUUUACUUGGGGGCGAGCAGGUUCAUGCUGCAGGAGGUGCAAGUGGAACCCAAGCACUCUAUUUAAACCUGUAUACAUUUUUAGCACUGCCCCUAAAAAAGAAGUAUAGUUGAUUUACCUUUAGACGGUAAAUCUUAAAUUGAAAAAUGUAUCCAAAUUCAUCAGAAUGAAAAGUAUAUUGAAAGCCUAAUCAAGCCUUUUUAAUAUAUUUAAAAGAAAGUAUUAGUAUAUUGGUACAGGUAUGGCUCUGCAUAUUUGCACUAAAUCUGGUAGCUUUGCUCCAGGUAGGCCAUUAGUGCCAGUUCAUAAACCAAAUAUUAAUGAACACUUUAAAAAUUAAAACGAUAGGUCACAAAUACAGGACAUUAUGGGGCCUUCAACUGGACAUUCUCACGUUUAAACUAGUUAAGGGACAUUAAAGCAUUUUUAUAUCCUGAAAAUGUCAUGUGGUCAAGUGAAAUGUGAUGGAAAAAGUAGCUCAUAGAGUUAAGUGGUCAUGUUAGAUGCUGCACUUAAUUUCCAUUUUAACUGGGUGCCUUAUUUAAGUAGCUUGGUCAUUCUGGGUCUUCUAUUACAUUUAUAUUUAUCUAUAACAUUGGAUUUGUAGUAUUCUGCUUUUGCUUGGGUUAACACCUUAGGAGAACUAGUUUUAUUUAAACUAUUAAAAAAACAUAUAUAAUGAU
This is a messenger RNA of Sinocyclocheilus grahami, 2302 nucleotides long. RefSeq names its product calcium-binding protein 39-like. NCBI's taxonomy places the organism in Eukaryota, Metazoa, Chordata, Actinopteri, Cypriniformes, Cyprinidae. The transcript is spliced from 10 exons. Gene Ontology annotation, molecular function: protein serine/threonine kinase activator activity. Gene Ontology annotation, biological process: intracellular signal transduction. The record is from RefSeq and is a predicted model, not a curated record. Bases 313 to 1428 code for a protein of 371 amino acids.